Rhodotorula toruloides NP11 is the source of this 1443-nucleotide messenger RNA. RefSeq names its product Mandelate racemase/muconate lactonizing enzyme. The transcript is spliced from 15 exons. NCBI's taxonomy places the organism in Eukaryota, Fungi, Basidiomycota, Microbotryomycetes, Sporidiobolales, Sporidiobolaceae. The record is from RefSeq and is a predicted model, not a curated record. The coding region runs from base 1 to 1443 and encodes 480 amino acids. Gene Ontology annotation, biological process: amino acid catabolic process; carbohydrate catabolic process. Gene Ontology annotation, molecular function: hydro-lyase activity; magnesium ion binding.
AUGACCCAGGACUCGUUCAUCGCCAGCUUCACAGUCGAGGACCUCCGCUUCCCGACUUCGCUCACCGGCGACGGCACAGACGCCAACAACCGCGAGUGCGACUACUCGGCUGCGUACUGCACUCUCCGCACGAACCUCGGCGAGGUCGGAUACGGCUUGACCUUCACCAUUGGACGCGGAAAUGACAUCGUCUGCGCCGCCGUCGAGCAAGUCGCAGGCAAACUCAUGAACAUGAAGACCGCCGAACUCUUUUCCGCCCCUGGACUCGGCAGGAUGUGGAACUACCUCCUUUCGGACCCGCAGCUGCGGUGGAUCGGUCCAGAGAAGGGCGUCAUUCACAUUGCGACUGCCGCCGUCGUCAACGCCGUCUGGGAUAUGUACGCCCGUCACCUCAAGAAGCCCCUCUGGCAGGUCGUCGCCGAGUUCACGCCGGAAGAGUUCGUCGCCGCAACAACCUUCCGCUACAUCACCGACAUGAUUACGCCCGAAGAGGCGCUUGCGUUGCUGAAGGAGAAGGAGGCCGGCAAGGCAGAGAGGCUCGCGAAGCUCAAGGCUGAGGGAUACCCCGCCUACACCACUUCUGUCGGAUGGUUCGGAUACCCGGAUGAGAAGGUCGCUCGCCUCACUCGCGAGGCCAUCGCACAGGGCUUCAACCACUUCAAGAUGAAGGUCGGCGCCGACGUCGCAAUGGACCAGCGACGGCUCGCCCUCAUCCGCUCCAUCAUUGACGACCCGAAGGAGUGCGAGGGUCGACCCGUCCCUUCCGCCGAGAGCCUUGUCGGAAAGAACGCAGGACCUACAGGCUCGGUUCUGAUGAUCGACUCGAACCAGGUUUGGGAUGUCCGAGAGGCGAUCGACUACGUCAAGGCGCUCAAGGACGCGAACCCUUGGUUCAUCGAGGAGCCUACAGCACCUGAUGACAUCCUCGGACAUGCCGAGAUCCGCAAGCAGCUCAAGCCGUACAAGAUCGGCGUCGCAACGGGCGAGCAUGCGCACAACCGCAUGGUCUUCAAGCAGCUCCUCGCCGCGGAAGCGAUCGACGUCUGCCAAAUCGACUCGUGCCGUCUCGCCGGCGUCAACGAGAUCCUCGGCGUCCUGCUCAUGGCGGCGAAGAAGGGCGUGCCUGUCUGCCCGCAUGCUGGAGGUGUCGGACUAACGAACUACGUCGUCCACCUCUCCAUCAUCGACUACCUCUGCGUCUCGGGCACGAAGGAGCGGAAUGUCCUUGAAUACGUCGACCACUUGCACGAGCACUUCACCAACCCACCAACCAUCAACUCGCACGGCUACUACAACAUCCCCUCGGACCCGACAGAAGGCUACUCGAUCGGCAUGCACGAGGCGUCCAAGGCGGCGUACGUCUACCCGAACGGCUCGUACUGGACCAACGACCACGCCGCCGCGCGCCUCGUCGCCAUCAAGAACGGGUACAUCAAGGCGUAG